Oppia nitens is the source of this 3120-nucleotide messenger RNA. RefSeq lists its product as uncharacterized. Gene Ontology annotation, biological process: negative regulation of translation. NCBI's taxonomy places the organism in Eukaryota, Metazoa, Arthropoda, Arachnida, Sarcoptiformes, Oppiidae. The transcript is spliced from 5 exons. Gene Ontology annotation, molecular function: translation repressor activity; mRNA 3'-UTR binding; protein binding. The record is from RefSeq and is a predicted model, not a curated record. Bases 823 to 2847 code for a protein of 674 amino acids.
UAGUAUGCUUUGAAUGUAAUCUCAAUUUUGAUGACCAAACGUGUGAUUUAUUGCAAAUAUAGGCAAAUGUGGGUAAAGUGUGGACAAAGUGUGCGUAACAUUGAAUAUGUUUUGUUUGAACGCAACUCAAGUUGAAGUCUAAUGCAAACUACGACUACAUUAUAAGUAAUACGUAUUACAGUUAAUACUCUACAGUAGUGUACAGUAUAUCGUAGUAAUAGAAUCGAUAUAAACGCCAAUUAUUACGGUUUGAAAGCCAUUGAAGCCAUUGCUAACAAAUAGAAAGUGACGCUACAGUACAGUACUGUUAUUCAUAUAUUAAAAAGUUCCAAAUAUAUGGGUUAAUUGAAACAAUGUUUUCAUACCUUUUAUUACAAUAGCAACUCAAAUGUAAAAUGAAUGUCACUGUAUGUGUAUUGGAAUAACAGUAUUGAGUAUUAAUAAUAGAAGUAAUGGUUUAUUUAGUGACUGUUUAUUACACAUCAAUAGAAAAUACAAUUUAUUUUAUGUUCAAUUGAAUCACUUUUAUUAAACAUCACUCAAAAACAUAAUAGUAUUUUAAUUAUAUAUUUUAAUUAAUAAGUAAUUUAAUGUUAAAUUUUAAAUUAAAAGUCCAUUAACUGUGAAUACGAAGCAAAUUGUGUGCAAAUGUUAUCAAUUAAUUAAAUUUUAAAUUUAUUAUAAUUGAUGUCUAUUUUGUCAUAAAAUAAUAUAUUUUUGAAGAAAUUAAUAUUUUUGUUAUAUUAUAGUGAAAUAUAUAUAUAUAUUGUUAUAAUUAUAAAAUAGUUGUUAAGUAUCUAUAAAAGUGGUGUUUCGGUCAAAAUGAGUGUCACUGAAGAGUCCAAUCGUUGCGAUAUUGUUGGCUCUGAAGAAACCAAUCGAUUGGAUAGCAGUCUGACUGAUGACCAGAUAAACCGAUUAGAUGUGACCGUCAAAGAUGAGACCAACCGUUACGAUCUGAGUCCUAGAGAUGAGUCACUUAACCGUUCGGAUAAUAGUCUUAAAGAAGAAUCAAAUGAAAGCAUUGAUGGCAAAGAUUAUACUCAAGUGUCUGAUGGAUCAGAUAGUAAUCUUAUGAGACAAGCAUUUGUCGACACAACUGCUAUGGCAAUCGAUAGAGAGUUUAUGUAUAAACUUAUGAUUAGUCAACUAUUAUAUGAUGGACACCGAAAUGUGGCAAUAGUUUUGUCAAAUAGUGAGAAACUCAAGCAUUUGGUUCAACCGUCACAGCGUUUGCAUCAUUUGUUGUCAAUGGCAUUCAAAACUGAAGGAGAUUCUCCAUUAAGUGAUGAUAGCAUUCAUGCCAUGAAUCUAAUAGAUCUCGAUUACGAAGUGGAUCAUAACUCGAGCUCAUCGCGGGCUAGUUUUUAUGACACUUCGACUACCAAAGACUACUUCAGGAGUCGUUCGUAUUCUCCCGACACAGAAUUGAUGCCACUUCCUCACAGAAUGCAUGGGUCACAUGAUCUUAUAGGUCGUAUGAUAUCAAAGACAUCACCAUUGGCUGAUACAAUGCAAAGUAUGACCCAUUUAAGUACUACCGAUUCAAUCGGUUCGCGUCCCGGUUCAACACCAGAUAUUCCCAUUCAAUCAUUUGGUCAAAUAAAUAAUGGUUUGAGAUCUAUAACUCCAAAUGCCGGUGACAUUACCUCUCAAACUAGUUUAUUGGGAAAUUCUGCGCAAGAUAUCAAUAUAUCGGAUCUUUUACAGCAAAUAAAUUUGGCUCAAUUUAUGUAUAUGAAUGGCGAUCCCACAGCUUCGGUGGCUUCCUCUACAGCCGCUAAUACGCCGUCUCCCACUCCGAUACCCCCAUCAGUGCCUUUAGAUAACGGAGGACUUGUCCUAAAUGAAGCCGCUCUUAAAAAUAUUAGUCAAUUGGCGAAACUUAGUGCUAAUGAGGGCCAAAACGGUUUAUCGAUAUCCAACUCGACGUCCCCAACUUGUCUUACCUCACCUAUUGGUCGAAGUGUUUCUAAUACUGGAACUAAACCAAAUACAAUGCAAAUUCGGUGCAAAUUUGGUCAAUUAGGUCAACAAAAGGGUCAGUUUUCAUCACCUCAUGGAUUCUGUCUUGGAGUCGAUGAAGAGAUUGUCAUCGCAGACACAAACAAUCAUAGAAUUUGUGUUUUUGAUAAAUCGGCCGAAUUCAAACACUCAUUUGGUGUUCCGGGUAAGGAUGAGGCACAGCUCUGGUAUCCCAGAAAGAUUGCAAUUAUUCGUAAUGGUAUGGGUGGUGGCACUGGUAAUACAGCGCCUCGUUAUGUGAUAUGCGACAGAGGGGCUGAACGCAGCCGAAUGCAGAUCUUCACCCGAUCGGGUCAUUUCGUACGUAAGAUUGCUAUUCGUUAUAUUGAUAUCGUCGCUGGUCUGGCAAUUACACCUCAAGGACACAUUGUUGCAGUGGAUUCAGUAUCGCCCACAGUGUUUGUGAUCGCAGAGUCUGGAGAUCUGCUUCGAUGGUUUGAUUGUUCAGAAUAUAUGCGCGAACCAUCUGAUAUAGCCAUCAAUAACCACGAAUACUACAUUUGCGAUUUCAAGGCUCAUUGCGUUGUUGUAUUUAGCGAUGAGGGACAGUAUUUGCGCAAAAUCGGUAGUGAAGGGCUGACAUCAUUUCCUAACGGAAUUGACAUAUCGGACGCGGGAGACAUUCUGGUUGGCGACUCUCACGGCAAUAGAUUUCAUGUGGUUGUGUUUGACCGGUCGGGAACAUUGAUCAGCGAAUUCGAGUGUCCGUACGUUAAAGUCUCGCGUUGUUGUGGUCUGAAGAUUACCAGUGAAGGCUAUGUCGUGACAUUAGCCAAAAACAAUCAUCACGUCCUCAUCCUUAACACACUUUACAUCAUGUGAACCACCGAUACCUACACUAUAAUCACAGCAACACAUAGAUGUCUAUUGAUAAACAUAACAAACAUAAAGUGAAACGUCGAUCAAUACAACGAUUAGUCAGUCAGUUUCGUAUCUAUUUUUAAAUGAUUUCAAUUUUCAAUCCUAUACUUUGGGUCCAUAUAUAGAAACAAAAUGAUAUAUUUAGUCAAAAGCAAUAUUAAGUUUUUUUUAUGUGUUAUUGAAAGCAAUAACUGUUUUCUCUUUUUUCUCGCUCUAUAUUAAUAUAAAUAUAUA